Molecule: messenger RNA, 2045 nt
Organism: Stereum hirsutum FP-91666 SS1
Lineage: Eukaryota; Fungi; Basidiomycota; Agaricomycetes; Russulales; Stereaceae
Exons: 11
Coding region: 1-573 (190 amino acids)
Source: RefSeq, a predicted model, not a curated record
AUGUCCAACUCCAUUCCACCCACUGUCUCCGCUCAGAAGAAGGCGAAGAGAUUUAGCACCCAAUCUGCGGCUACGGGAACAACAACUUCAACUUCUUCCUCGGCCGCCUCAAAGCUCAGCACAUUUAUCAACCCACUACGCGCGAAAUUCACGUCGUCACCUCAAAGUAGCCAAUCGCAAGUCCAAGUGAACGACCAUGCCGAGAUGAUGGAUGAGGACAACAUGUCCUGGGGUGUUCCAUCAUCGUCGAGACACUGCUUAGCUUGGCCGACGCGAGUCGGGUCGAGCUCGGAUUUGAAUCUUCAUCAUGGAUACCCUACUCAUACAUCGUUAUUCGAUUUCACGGGACUGCAAGCUUCAUUGCUCUCUGUGAACAUCUACGUACAUAACAUUCCAAUGCCUUCCCGUGCUGAACGCAUCGCCGAAGUCCAGCGAGCCAUCCUCAAGUCGUAUGGUGGGAUGUACCACUUCAUGCUUUCCUAUGGGCUCAAGAUGUACAAAGAAGGAGAUUUGGAAGAAGCAAAGCAGAUCUUGAGAGGUAUGGCGGAGGCGGAAGUGGACGGUGAGGAAUGAGGGAAUUGGGUCAAUUUAUAAUGGGUAUCUUGAAGUGUGCGACUGAGUUAUUUGAUUAAAUCAAAGGGUGUCCUGGAACCAGCACCCUUCCAGGUUCAGUCUGAUCGACAUGCUCUUUGAGAAUAGCUCUCGGGCCUGACCUUCGAAUCGUCUCCGUCUUGAAGACAGAAUCAUCGGUAUGAGACACCCACACUCGUCCGAGACUUGGCGACUGUUUUCACUGGUAGACGGUUCGACGACACGACCAAACGCUCCGUGGGCCACAUUCAACGGAAGAUUCACAUGCCAGCCGACACAUCCUCCGUCGAGCUGCAAGAUACACUCACGAGCAUAAACAUGUUUACCAAACCCACUGUUACCUCCACCGCUGUUGUCGCUGGACGACUUAGGCUUCGAUUCCGUGGACUGUUCCAAAAAGUUCACGCAAUCCAGGACGUAUCUACGCAGGCGUACGAAGUCCCCGUCAUUCCCCGCCCUGUUCAACGCGCCUUCUUACAAUCUGCGGACAAGGCUGCUGCGAAAUCAGGUUCCUCGGCUUUGGGUCUCCCCACCACCCCUCGCCGCCCUCAACUCUCCUCCGACUUCGAGGAGUCUGCGUUCAGUUCUUAUGCGAAAACUGACAAUGGGCUCGAUGGUGAUGAGCUCAACAAUGUUGGUGAGUCCAUGGAUCCGCUCGAGGCUGAGUAUUGGUUCGCCUGUGAAGGCACGGGUCAUCGUGAUGUGAGGCCCUUCGAGGUGUUCGUUGAUGGUGGUCUCGAUGUGGACGAGUGUGAAGAGUGGGGAUAUCAGGGUAUGGAAGACCUCGUUUGUGGGACUCUUCGUUGUGGAUUGCUUUGGCCUUCGAAGGACUGAGGAAUUAGUGAUGAGGUGACAUAGUUUAACGACGAGUAGCAGGGUCUCGAUGUCUCAGCCCAUGUCUCGGAAGAUGUGUGUGGCUCGGUGGGUCUCGGAGGUGCUCGAGUUGGAGGGGUAACCUCCGAGACCAUACUACUGACUACUCAGGCUCAGUAACAGGGACCCCUUAGUACACGCAGAGCAUCCCGACGCUCUACAUGCCCUCGCAUCAGGAUAUUCGCCUCUACAGUCCUCGAUACCGAAUACCGACUUCCGCUGGUGACGGGUUGCGCGACCCCACCAGUGACGUCCCAACUUCCCAGGCUCUCCAGCAGAGUAUUCCUCGACUCACGCGCCCGGACUUGGUAUGGGGAAACCUCUGUAGCGAGAGGUCUCCAUGAGAGGCCAGUAACUAUAUGCCCCUAUACCAGUUCGCGAGAUGACACGGAGACAGGGUUCGGAGGAAGGGAGUUGGGUCUUGUAUAUUUGUCCUGUGGAAUGUUAGUGAUGUCCCUGCUGGCAGCCUGCGCUGUACGCAACGCCGCACUGUCAAUUAUCCCGCUUUGGCAAUCGUAGCAUCAGCGCUGUUUAUUCCUGUUAGUAAAAACAAACAGAAAAUACUUACGGCACUCGGCCAG